GUUCUUCAGGUUAUUGCAGUAUUUCUCCCACAAGACCGCGACAUAGCAAGUCUCUCCUUGGUCUGCAGGGAGGUCAGAGAGAGAGUCUUGGGCGCGGAAUCUGCAUUUUGGCGGGCUCGAUUCAAAGCAGAGUAUGACCUGCCCAAGGGCCGCUCAAAUGAAGAACUCAGAAGAGAAUACCAAAUUCGAACAAUUGUGCUCCGCCAAGCAAUUGACUUCAAACAGGAAAAGAGCGAUCAUCAAACCUUGUGGAUUGAAGUCAUUCAAACAAUGCUUAUAGAAGCUCUGACCCUGCCUAUCGAAUCUAGUACCUCAAAAAAUUGGGAAAAAAUAAGAGAAACUUUGACGAGAGGAAGAUUCUUAUGCUAUUUGAAAAGAGAACACCCAACUCAGGUAUACUGUGCAGUGCAACUUUGCCUCACUUCACUUGCUCUCGACUCAGAGGUCACCAAAGAAAGUUGUGGUCGAAAUGAUUACGAUUUAGGGGCGGUAUAUUCCUUCAAAUUACCGAUCAACGGUCCGCUGAUCGACCAUGAGCUUCUAGACUUCACUCCUUUCAUACAUAUACAUCAUUUUUGGCAACAUCACUUGAUGGGUUCCUCUGAGAAUACCUUCUAUGAAUCAUUUUCCACUUUGCCCGAUGAACAAAAACCAAAGUCACGGAAAUCAUAUGCCAGCCAUGCUUACACCCCAUGCCAGACAUACUGGCUGGAUAUGAUCGUCAAACUUGGAACACACCUGAGUCAAAUUGAUAUCAUGACACUGGAGAUUGAACACGAGCCAAGCGAGCGAGUUUGGCCUGAUGAAUGCAACAAAAUCAUCCCGCUACUCGGAGGCGAUGGAAUGCAGCGGACAUACUUUCAAGGGGAGCAGUCAACUUUAGGAGGGGACCCGGCCAAUAACCCUGUGUUCGGUUUCACAGAACUAAUUGCCCGUCCUUAUGGAGAUAUCCCCGGAUGGACUCGUAUUUGCUUUGCUAUCUGCGAGGGCAGCAGCGAAAGCGACGAAACUGGAGACACCGAUGACUUUGAUUCUCACUGGGUCCACGGCUAUGAGGGCUUGCUCUUACCCGGCGGCCGUAUCAUGAUGGGACGCUGGCUCGAUUUGAAGAACAUGGAUGCCAGCGGCCGAGGCCCGUUCAUUUUCUGGGACCUGUGA
This is a messenger RNA of Penicillium macrosclerotiorum, 1158 nucleotides long. RefSeq lists its product as uncharacterized. The annotation marks the transcript as partial. The transcript is spliced from 5 exons. The record is from RefSeq and is a predicted model, not a curated record. NCBI's taxonomy places the organism in Eukaryota, Fungi, Ascomycota, Eurotiomycetes, Eurotiales, Aspergillaceae.